GGGAAAACAGAAAAGUGAGCAGCAGUUGAGGUCCUCCCGUCCGUGAGAUAAAUUGUCCCCCGUGCCCAUCGGCAGCGAAACCCUAGAAUCGAAUCGAGGCGAGGCGGCGACGGAGACAAGCGAAAAGGAAAUCGCGGAGGAGGCGAAGGAAGAGGCAUCAUGUUCCGGCGGGCCGUGGGUUCCCUCCUCGCACGGGGGUUCUCGCCACGUGCGACCCCAAGGACUGCUCCUGCGCGCUCUCUGCACUUCUUGAGCGAUCUCGCCAUCGGUAAUGGCCUUCUUGGUGCUUAUGUUUUUGCCGCGGGUCUGAUGGCUGGUGGUGGUGGGGGGUUGGUGAUUCUGCAUUUCAAGCAAGGCGCAGGUGUUGAUGCAUCAGCUGCUGCUGGCAAGCUGAACCACAAGGUCAAGUUUAAGAAGCCGGACAUGAAGCAGAGGUUUGAGAGUUGGAUCAUCGAGCACGAAAAGACAUACCGAGAUGAGGAAGAGAAGGCUAUGCGGUUCGAAUUGUUCAAGGCCGCCCUCGAGAUGAUGGAAUCGCAGCUCCCGUCCGUCGAGGAGAGUGGUGUGCUUCCACAGGUAAGCUGUUUCGCAGACUUUACAGCCGAGGAGAAACGGAAAUUGCUGGCCUUUCCCAACGGAGUUAACAUCACCGAGUACAACGAGAUGGUCAAGUCUGCCUGGGCCAAGCAACAGAAAGGAGAGAUGUAUUGAUAAGGAUGCCCGGCAUGAAGCAGGGCGACAUGCAGGCAACUCAAGGCUCUGCAUGAAAGUUCGGUCACCUGCCUCACUCCGCCGUCGGUGAUUUAUGCCUGAAAAUGCUGCCGCUCGUUCGUCCAUCCCCAACCCUUCCACACGGCCGAUUCGGAGGUCGCCACAGCUUCGGCGGCCCUAAUGGGUGUAGCACCACUUGGCAGUCUUCCCUGGCAGCUCCGCCACGACCAUCACAACCCCGCCGAACCGACUGCUUUUGGUUAUUGCCACCGCCGAUGCAUCGCAGCGAGUGGAGUCCUCCGGCAGCCGCGUGGCCGUCCAGAGGCUGUUGAUGCAGCUGACGCAUACCCCAGACGGGCUUUUGUGCUGCCAAUUAAUGCUUCGAUCCACCGCUGUCCGGUUUCUUCCACCUCGCACGCAACAUAUUUGACAAAUUUCUCAAGGUAAAAAAUGUGCGAACCAGGAGUUUUUUAUUGGGCAUGAUGUAGUUUGUCGGUGAUUUUCGUAUUGUAGAUGAGCUCACGUGACUCCUCUUUCGUGGGUGAUUCCUCGUUGGAUGAGGAAUUUGACCUGACGGAAGAAGAGGGCAUUGUUAUGACCAGAUGAAAAUUUAAGUUUUAGUUUGGGAUAAUUUUUAGUUUAAUUGUGUGGCUGAACUGC
Molecule: messenger RNA, 1371 nt
Organism: Triticum urartu
Lineage: Eukaryota; Viridiplantae; Streptophyta; Magnoliopsida; Poales; Poaceae
Source: RefSeq, a predicted model, not a curated record